CGGCAGCGGCCGGUCGGGUCCCUCGCGUGUGCGCUGGGUACAGCGCGGUAUCCCCGUCGGAGGACAGCAGCGAGAGACCGCCCGCUGGAAGCCGCCCAUGCGGUUUUAACGCAGCGAUACUUUCAGUAGGACAACAAUCAGGAACAGAAGUGCUUAUUCUGAUUUCCUACUAUCAAGGACUCAGUUUACAUCAUAAAUCUAUUUCUUCAAGAUUUUUGUCCAAGCAGAGGGAGAGCUUUCUUCAGUGCUUCUCCACCUAUCUCAAUUGAACUUGACUUCUGUAUUUUUCUUAGAGUACAAAUGCCUAAGAACAGCAAGGUAGUGAAAAGAGAACUAGAUGAUGAGGUCAUUGAGUCGGUUAAGGACCUUCUCUCUAAUGAAGACUCUUCAGAUGAUGCCUUUAAGAAGAGUGAACUUAUGGUUGAUGAUCAGGAAGAAAAAGAUGUAGAUGUUGAAGAAGGCUCAGAUGUGGAAGAUGAAAGACCUGCUUGGAACAGCAAACUCCAAUAUAUUCUGGCACAAGUUGGAUUUUCUGUGGGACUUGGGAAUGUGUGGCGAUUCCCAUAUCUGUGUCAGAAAAAUGGUGGAGGUGCCUAUCUUGUGCCAUACUUAAUCUUGCUACUGAUCAUAGGGAUUCCACUCUUUUUCUUGGAGCUUUCCGUGGGGCAGAGAAUCCGCCGAGGGAGUAUUGGUGUAUGGAAUUAUAUCAGCCCCAAACUUGGAGGAAUUGGAUUUGCUAGCUGUGUAGUAUGCUUCUUUGUGGCCCUGUACUACAAUGUCAUUAUUGGAUGGAGUCUGUUUUACUUUUCCCAGUCUUUUCAGCAUCCAUUACCAUGGGACCAGUGUCCUUUAGUUAAAAAUACAUCCCAUACCUUUGUGGAGCCAGAGUGUGAAAAAAGUUCUGCAACAACUUAUUACUGGUACAGAGAAGCACUGAAUAUUUCCAGCUCGCUUUCAGAGAGUGGGGGUUUAAACUGGAAGAUGACUAUCUGCUUGCUGGCUGCCUGGGUCAUGGUAUGCCUAGCCAUGAUCAAAGGCAUUCAGUCUUCUGGUAAAAUAAUGUACUUUAGUUCCCUUUUUCCUUAUGUGGUACUUCUGUGCUUUCUGAUCAGAGGAUUGCUCCUUAAUGGGUCAUUAGAUGGAAUUCGUCACAUGUUCACACCUAAGCUUGAAAUAAUGCUGGAGCCCAAGGUCUGGAGAGAAGCUGCUACUCAGGUGUUCUUUGCCUUAGGGCUCGGAUUUGGUGGAGUCAUUGCCUUUUCAAGCUACAACAAGAGAGACAACAACUGCCAUUUUGAUGCUGUACUGGUGUCCUUCAUCAAUUUUUUCACUUCUGUGCUGGCAACCUUGGUGGUGUUUGCAGUUCUGGGCUUCAAAGCCAAUAUCAUAAAUGAAAAAUGUGUUAUCCAAAAUUCAGAGAAGAUUUUAAAACUUUUGAAAACAGGCAAUCUGAGCCAGGAUAUGAUCCCACAUCAUAUCAAUUUCUCAAGCAUUACAGCAGAAGAUUACAAUUUAGUUUAUGACAUUAUUCAGAAAGUUAAGGAAGAAGAAUUUGAUUCUCUUGGUCUGAAAUCUUGUCAAAUUGAGGAUGAACUUGACAAGGCUGUUCAAGGAACUGGUUUAGCUUUUAUUGCCUUUACAGAAGCAAUGACCCACUUUCCUGCUUCUCCCUUCUGGUCAGUCAUGUUCUUUCUCAUGUUGGUGAAUUUGGGACUAGGAAGUAUGUUUGGAACCAUUGAAGGCAUCAUCACACCCAUUGUUGAUACCUUCAAAGUUAGGAAAGAAAUUCUUACUGUUAUCUGCUGCUUGGUAGCAUUUUUUAUUGGCCUGAUCUUUGUGCAGCGCUCUGGAAAUUAUUUUGUCACGAUGUUUGAUGACUACUCAGCUACUCUGCCCCUGCUUAUUGUGGUCAUUUUGGAGAACAUUGCAGUUACCCGAAUUUAUGGAAUAGAAAAAUUUAUGGAGGAUCUGAAAGACAUGCUUGGUUUUUCUCCAAGUCAGUAUUAUUACUACAUGUGGAAAUAUGUUUCACCUUUAGUAUUGUUAUGUUUGCUGUUAGCUAGCAUUGUCCAAAUGGGAUUAAGUCCUCCUGGCUACAAUGCGUGGAUUGAAGACAUGGCUUCAGAAGAGUUCCACAGCUAUCCAACAUGGGGAAUGAUUGUCUGUAUAUCUCUGAUGGUACUGGCCAUACUGCCAGUCCCAAUAGUCUUCAUAGUGCGUCGCUGCAACCUUAUUGAUGACAGCUCUGGUAGCUUGGCGUCUGUAUCCUACAAAAGAGGCCGGAUAAUAAAGGAGCCUGUUAAUCUGGAGGGAGAUAAUACAAGUCUGAUUCAUGGGAAGAGUCCAAGUGAAGUGCCAUCUCCAAAUUUUGGAAAAAACAUAUAUCGAAAACAGACUGGAUCACCAACUCUGGAUACUGCUCCAAAUGGACGCUAUGGUAUUGGAUACCUAAUGGCAGAUAUGCCUGAUAUGCCAGAGUCUGACUUGUAACUACAGAAAAAAUGUUCUCUGUUUUUCUUGUUGCUGAUCAUGGCUUUCCUAAGAGAGGUGGUCAGCUUCACUUACUAGGGUGCGAUCUCAGGUGCUCUGUAGUGGCAGUCUUUAAGAUACCAUGACUGACUGUACAGGUUGAGAAAACUCCUUUUGGAUUAGUCCUGUGGGUUUUCAUUUGCACUGAAGGGAAUAAAUGAAAAAUCAAUGGCAGCCUACAUCUGCCAGCAUAGCUGAGAAUUAGUUUUUAAAAUUAAUUCCUAAAUCUAAAGCUUUCUAUCACUGAAGCCCAAGUCUCACUCAAAUGAUGUAAUAUUUCUGAGGUAAUAUCACUGCAAAUCCUUUUUUGUUUGUUUGUUUUGUUUUGUUUCUGCUUUCAAGUUAACUCCCCGGUUUUAAAAGUGAGCUCUGAAGUAGUUCACCAAACCCAUGUUGUGCACACAUUUGUAUAUACCCUAUGUAGAUAUGUUGUACUUAUUUUGUUAGCACUGAUAAUUACUUAGGCUAUUAGCUGAGUAAAAAACAAACCUGCAAACUAUUUUCUUAUGUAAUAGCUGUAUAGAACAAUAGUAUUAGAAAAUCAAGGAGUAGACUUAUGGGAAGGUAAGGAAAGAUUCCCUGUUCACUGGGGACUGCAUAAACGGUCUGUAUAUUUUGUGUAAAAUAUUUGCUUUUUCAGUGUGAAAACAGUGUAAGAGUGAGUCACUCCAAGAAUCUUAAGAAUUGUGCAGAUUCUGCAUUUUUUUCUAUGCUGUGUGCCUAAAAAUGAACUUCUUGAUAUUUAUUGUGGUUACAAGAUUACAUAUAUAUUAUAUUUAUAUAAUAUACUUGUAAUGUAAAUAUGUAUAUUAUUCUGUAUGUAAUCGUUUCAAACGUUAAAGCAAGAUGGCUUUUUUUAAUUACUCUCCUUCUGUUUUUGCUUCUGUUUUAUGCAGAUAAUUUUUUUCAGUCAGUAAUUGUUA
Cygnus atratus (black swan) is the source of this 3452-nucleotide messenger RNA. RefSeq names its product solute carrier family 6 member 15 (gene SLC6A15). Bases 301 to 2490 code for a protein of 729 amino acids. Gene Ontology annotation, cellular component: plasma membrane. The record is from RefSeq and is a predicted model, not a curated record. Gene Ontology annotation, molecular function: proline:sodium symporter activity. NCBI's taxonomy places the organism in Eukaryota, Metazoa, Chordata, Aves, Anseriformes, Anatidae. The transcript is spliced from 12 exons. Gene Ontology annotation, biological process: sodium ion transmembrane transport; L-leucine transport.